AUGUUCUACAUUCUGCCAAUAUUUAAUUGGAUAUCUUAUUUUCUCCUAGGAUCAAAUGAAACAAAGAUUGUCCUACUGGAAAAAAACGGCGUCGGGAAGAGCAGCCUUGGCAACGCCAUACUGGGAGACAGUCUGUUUGAAGAAAAAUUAUCUCCAACAUCUGUUACAAACAAGUGCAACGCAGGAUCUAAAUAUAUCAACGGAGAACAUGUCACAGUUAUUGACACUCCUGGCAUCUUUGACAACACAUUGAAGGAAGAGGAUCUGAAGGCUGAGAUGAUAAAGUGUAUCAAACACUGUGCCCCCGCGAUUCAUGCAUUUCUCAUUGUGCUGAGAGUGGUGGACCGAUACACAGACCAGGAGAAGGAAAUCAUUCAUAAGAUCAAGCAAUAUUUCUCAGAGGAAAGUCUGAAACAUGCUGUGGUUGUGUUUACACAUGGUGACCAGCUCCUAGAAGGGCAGACCAUUGAGGAAUUUGUUAAAAAGAGUAAAGAUCUGACAGAGCUGGUGGGGAUGUGUGGUGGCAAGUGCCACGUUGUUGAUAGCAAGUCCUGGAAAGACCAGCAGGAUGGAAACAGGAGCAACAGUCUUGAAGUGGAGAAGCUUCUCAAAACAAUUGAAACAAUGAAACACAAUAAGGGCGUCUACACUAACGAGUUACUUCAGUUAGUAGGGAAAGAGAAAGGAAAAUGGCCAGUGGGGCUGAUUUUAAAAAUCACAGCUGGAAUCACAGUUGGAGCAUUGCUGGGAAUGUUAGCUGGUGCCACGGUGUUAGUUACACCCUUUUGUUUUGUCACCGGGGCAGCCAUUGGAGCAGUGGCUGGAGGUGCAUUGGGGGGGACUAUAGCUUACAACACCAGAUCAAUAAAAGAAGUGAUCCGGAUCCUGACCUGA
Fundulus heteroclitus (mummichog) is the source of this 894-nucleotide messenger RNA. RefSeq names its product GTPase IMAP family member 9-like. Bases 1 to 894 code for a protein of 297 amino acids. The transcript is spliced from 2 exons. Gene Ontology annotation, molecular function: GTP binding. The record is from RefSeq and is a predicted model, not a curated record. Lineage: Eukaryota; Metazoa; Chordata; Actinopteri; Cyprinodontiformes; Fundulidae.